Molecule: messenger RNA, 6980 nt
Organism: Cavia porcellus (domestic guinea pig)
Lineage: Eukaryota; Metazoa; Chordata; Mammalia; Rodentia; Caviidae
Gene: Sort1
Product: sortilin 1
Exons: 21
Coding region: 1-2580 (859 amino acids)
Biological process (GO): endocytosis; Golgi to endosome transport; vesicle organization
Cellular component (GO): membrane; Golgi apparatus
Molecular function (GO): protein binding
Source: RefSeq, a predicted model, not a curated record
AUGGAGCGGCCCCGGGGAGCUGCGGACGGCCUCUGGCGCCAGCCCCACGGUCUCGGCCUCCUCCUUCUGCUGCAGCUGCUGCAGCCGGCGACCCUCGGCCAGGACCGGCUAGACUCGCCCCCGCCGCCCGCGGCAGCGCCGCUGCACUGGCCGGGCCCCGUCGGUGUGAGCUGGGGUCUGCGCGCUGCCGCGGCCCCGAUGCCCCGCGGCGGCCGUUGGCGGCGCAGCGCGCUCAGUGAGGAUGCGGACUGCGGCCAGGUCCAGGAUUUCGUGGCCAAGCUGGCCAACAACACGCACCAGCAUGUGUUCGAUGAUCUCAGUGGCUCAGUAUCUUUGUCCUGGGUUGGAGAUCGCACUGGGGUUAUUCUAGUCUUGACUACCUUCCAUGUACCACUGGUAAUUAUGACCUUUGGACAGUCCAAGUUAUAUCGGAGUGAAGAUUAUGGAAAAAACUUUAAGGAUAUUACAAAUCUCAUCAAUAACACCUUCAUUCGUACUGAAUUUGGCAUGGCGAUUGGUCCUGAGAAUUCUGGAAAGGUGAUACUAACAGCAGAGGUAUCUGGAGGAAGUCAUGGAGGAAGAAUCUUCAGGUCAUCAGAUUUUGCAAAGAACUUCGUGCAAACAGAUCUCCCUUUUCAUCCUCUGACUCAGAUGAUGUAUAGCCCUCAUAAUUCUGAUUACCUUUUAGCCCUCAGCACUGAAAAUGGCCUGUGGGUCUCCAAGAAUUUUGGGGGAAAAUGGAAAGAAAUCCACAAAGCAGUAUGUUUGGCCAAAUGGGGAUCAGGAAAUAUCAUCUUCUUUACCACCUAUGUGAAUGGAUCCUGCAAAGCUGACCUUGGAGCACUGGAAUUAUGGAGAACUUCAGACUUAGGGAAAACCUUCAAAACCAUUGGCAUGAAAAUCUACUCAUUUGGUCUGGGAGGACGUUUCCUUUUUGCCUCUGUGAUGGCUGAUAAGGAUACAACAAGAAGGAUCCAUGUGUCAACAGAUCAAGGGGACACGUGGAGCAUGGCCCAACUUCCUUCUGUGGGACAGGAACAAUUCUAUUCUAUUCUGGCAGCUAAUGAUGACAUGGUAUUCAUGCAUGUAGAUGAACCUGGAGAUACCGGAUUUGGCACAAUCUUUACCUCUGAUGAUCGAGGCAUUGUGUAUUCCAAGUCUUUGGAUCGACAUCUCUAUACUACCACAGGUGGAGAAACGGACUUUACUAAUGUAACAUCCCUCCGCGGGGUCUACAUAACAAGCAUGCUCUCAGAAGAUAAUUCUAUCCAGACAAUGAUCACUUUUGACCAAGGAGGAAGGUGGAAGCACCUGCGCAAGCCUGAAAACAGCGAGUGUGAUGCUACUGCGAAAAACAAGAAUGAGUGCAGCCUUCAUAUUCAUGCUUCCUACAGCAUCUCCCAGAAACUAAAUGUUCCGAUGGCACCACUCACCGAGCCUAAUGCUGUGGGCAUAGUCAUUGCUCAUGGUAGUGUGGGGGAUGCUAUCUCAGUGAUGGUCCCAGAUGUGUACAUCUCAGAUGAUGGGGGUUACUCCUGGAUGAAGAUGCUAGAAGGACCCCACUAUUACACCAUCCUGGAUUCCGGAGGCAUCAUUGUGGCCAUUGAGCACAGCAACCAUCCUAUCAAUGUGAUUAAGUUCUCCACAGACGAAGGUCAAUGUUGGCAAACCUACAUGUUCACCAGGGAGCCCAUCUAUUUCACUGGCCUAGCUUCAGAGCCUGGAGCCAGAUCCAUGAAUAUCAGCAUUUGGGGGUUUACAGAAUCUUUCCUGACCCGCCAAUGGGUGUCCUACACCAUUGAUUUUAAAGAUAUCCUUGAAAGGAAUUGUGAAGAGAAGGACUAUACCAUAUGGCUGGCACACUCCACAGACCCUGGAGAUUAUGAAGAUGGCUGCAUUCUGGGAUACAGGGAACAGUACCUACGGCUACGGAAGUCAUCUGUCUGUCAAAAUGGUCGAGACUAUGUUGUGACCAAACAGCCAUCCAUCUGUCCCUGUUCCCUGGAGGACUUUCUCUGUGAUUUUGGCUACUUCCGUCCAGAAAAUGAUUCAAAGUGUGUGGAACAGCCAGAACUGAAAGGGCACGACCUAGAGUUUUGUCUGUAUGGACGAGAAGAACACCUGACGACAAAUGGGUACCGGAAAAUUCCAGGAGACAGAUGCCAAGGUGGGGUGAAUCCAGCUCGAGAAGUAAAAGACUUGAAAAAGAAAUGCACAAGCAACUUUUUGAGUCCCAAAAAGCAGGACUCCCGCCCACAGGGACACAGCUUGUCCCAGAAUCCAGCUCCGCCUCCUCUUGGACACAUUGAAAACACACACUUCCUAUCUCCCACCCAGAAGCAGAAUUCCAAGUCAAACUCUGUUCCAAUUAUCCUGGCCAUCGUGGGAUUGAUGCUGGUCACAGUUGUAGCAGGAGUGCUCCUUGUGAAGAAAUAUGUCUGUGGUGGAAGGUUCCUGGUGCAUCGAUACUCUGUGCUACAGCAGCACGCAGAGGCUGAUGGUGUGGACGCUCUGGACACAGCCUCCCAUGCUAAUAAGAGUGGUUAUCAUGAUGACUCAGAUGAGGACCUCCUGGAAUAGCUCUUCCAAGGAGCUGGGACCAGGCACAGAGAGUGGAACCGUCGUACCUCUUACACUCCCUGUGACUCCAAUUUGGGGAAGUAAAUUUCCCAUUUCAAGGGACCCAGCUCUGUUUCUGCUGCUUCCAUCAAAGCCAAAAGGACCUACACUAAAGAACUUCAGGGUGGGAUGGGAAACCCUCCACACUCUUAAAAUUGGCUCUGAACAAGGGGAAAUUUUAAAUUCUUUUUGUUUCAAGUUCUGUUUUUUUUUUUUUUUUUUUUUUUUUUUUUAAGUAUAGGCUUUGGGUCUGUUUGGAUUUUGAUUUCUUUGGGGUUUUUGUUUUGUUUUUGUUUUUGUUUUUGUUUUAAAGGAAAUGAAAUGGAAUUCAAAGGGUUUGUUUCACUAACCUCACUCUUGCCUAUUCUGGCGCCCGCCUCAGAGCAUCUACUGACUCCAGCAUCAGCUCACAGUGUAUGCAGUGCUGUCCUUGGGCUCUGCCUGUCAUGUGAAGCAGCCUCGGAGAGGAAAACAGAGGCUGCAGUGACUGGUAUAGCCUGGCCAGCUUUUCUUCAUCUGGGGACAGCUCUACUCCAGGAACAUUUUUUAUCAGCUCCUCACACAGAUUCUGAUGCUGCUUUUAUUUUUCCCCUAAGGAACAAAAACACAUUGAUUUUUCUUUUCCUCUGUUUAGGCAAUACACUUGUUAAUUGCCUUUUGGCAACUAACUUAACCAUGUGCUUCCACGGUACUAAAUCAGGAAAACUUCAGGGCAAUAUUUUUAACUUGGGAUAGGAAUAAGGGAGCAACAGAGAAUUGACUAGAUUUAGUACCUAUUAAAGGCGGAACGGGCUGCUUCCGAGACGGUUAGAGCUUUGUGUGUGUGCCAGUAGCUUUGCUCAAGGACAGUAUACAGGCUGGGCCUGGAAGUCUGCCCGGCUUAGCCAUCUCUACCGGCCAGCGUUGAUCGGUGAGCACACAGUGCAGCCCUGGGGACUGACUUCCGCAGUCUUCCAUUUUCCCUUCGCACCUGUAGUGUCCGCUCACGAUUGAACCAUUAUAAUGGCUGCUUACGUGCUUCCUCCUGGGUUGCUGUUGUACAUGGAGCCAGGACUAGAGAUGUUUUCAGACUCAUAGGUUUUUUAAAAUCAGCCUUUUAUUACUAAGCACUUGUUCUCACCUCUUCUCUGCUUUGCCAAGUCAUUUACUGGCAUGAAACUUUUGGCUGAACCAAAUGAAAACACACUUCUCGUCUUGAUUCUUUGUUAAUAUAUUAUGCUCAUAUUUUAAAUUUAAGGGAGUUUUCCAUUUGACAUUUUUCCAAAUUAAAUGAAUUACAGAAUGUGGUUGGGUGGGUUUUUGGUGGCCAUAUAGUAAUGGAAAGCUGCAAUAAUUAGUUUUAAUACAUGCUUGAAUAUUUGCUACACAGGAAUAUAGUAUGGUCGGUCUUUGGUUUCCCUUACCUACUGUGUUGGUCACAGUUUCUCCCAGUAAUUGGGAGAUGCUUUGAUAGGUGCCAUUUUGCUGCUGGUUCACUGUGUGGAUAAAAAGUCAGUAAAAAGUAAAUGUGCCAAAAUAACUUGUCAGAAGGUGUUAGCAGAUGGCUAAAUUCUCUCCUCCCCCAAACGGAUGAGCAGCAGCAGGGACGGGGAGGAAGUGAAUGGAGAAUUUGAGAAACUUCAAAACUGCAGUAAAAUUAAAAAGUCAGGGAACUUCUGUCUGAAAAUGAAGUUAGGGCAGUUUUUGUGAAGAGAAUAUUUGUGAGGGCUAGCGUAUACUAGCUUUAAGCUCAAUUCAUUUUACAUGGUUUUAAAUUUUUAAAUCCAAAGAUACUAUGCCAGCUCACAAAUGGUGUCAGCCUCUGUCCCGCUCUUACCUCCUGCCCAAAGUGAAUUUGAUGCCCAGAAAAGACUUAUUUACAUCACAUACCUUUUCUCCCAGCAUGUAACCAGAUGGAUGUGGAUUAGAUGGCCAAUAUCCAGGAACCCUUUUAUUAGUUUUAAGAUAUAGGAGGGUUAAUGUUGUUCUCUGAACGUAGAAGGGAGCUCUUCACUUACAUAUUAUGUAGAGUCGACAGUUUCCUCAGCACUUUUACUCGUACUGUGUCAUUUGAGCCCCAGUGUUCCCACGAUGGAAUCGAGGAACCAAGCUUCGAUCAGUCGUCCAGGUUCCUGAGCGUGCUGUGGGCAGCACUGGGUAGUUGUCUUCAGAGCUCUGGGAGUUGUUAUGCAAGUCAGUGCUGAACACCUGGAGCAGAGCUUCUCUCUCAGAGGUAACUCACUGUUCACAGAGGUCAGUGGCACUGCUUUCAGAGUAUUAUUUAGCACCUUUUCGUUUUCUUUUUGAAAACAAGAUUUAUUUUCCUGUUUUUCAUGGUGGAAAACAAAGUUAAUGGUAGUUUUGAAUGUGUCUUCAGGGACAGGCCCUCCCUUUGUGGCAGGUCUCUGUUGAGGAACACAGGUGUGAGUGUCCCAGGAUGGAUCCCCUUCUCCAUGCUUUUGCUCCCAUCUUGGGCUGGUGGCUCUGUUGCAUUAGGACUGCCUAUUAGCCUGGCUCAUUCCCUUUAUUGGCUCAUUAGCUUUCUGUAGUAAUCUCACAAAAGUGUGCCCUCUGCUAGAGACUAAAGCAACCUAAAUCCUUUACAGCUUCUAAAAUAAAAAGACUUAUGGUUUGUCCUAAGAUUGGGAGGAUCACCCUUGACAUUAAAACCUAGCAUAUCCUAUAUAAACUCCCAGGCUUGAUAGCUGCAAAAGAGAUUUCUGGAGGUUUAAGCAAUGAAAAUUAGCAUUGUUAGGUAGGAUGGACAUAAUCAAACAGUCCAAAGUGGUCUGAGCUCUUAAAUCCAGAAUCCUUCCUAUUGAAGAUCUAGUGGACUUUAUUUUUCUUGAGACCAGGGAACAGCAUGGAAAGUGCCUAAGCUGUGAAUUGAAUGGCAGCACUACUUCAAAAACUAGAAGUCUUGGAGAGUUGUGGUAGCUGUGGGGCCUGGACAUAUAAGAGCAUCUGUAUACCUGAACCUGGGAAUUGACAUUCACCUCUGGAUAGGAUAAACUUCCCUCUUAACUCUUAGGUUUGUCUUGGUUCUUGGCAUGCAUAAGCUGGCCUUUCAUCCUUGACACAUUAGUAAUGUGCUGGCCGCCUCCAGCUCCUGCCCUAGGCAUAUAAACUAUAACUGGACAUCCUCUAGCCUUCAUCAUAAUACUAGAAUACAGAGAGAGGCACAGAGUCAGCUAUACCAGGCCCAGGGUGUCAGGGCUGGCCUGGCUUUCUAGGUAAAGAGCCUUUUUAGGAGAGCUCUAAAGAACCCUACCCCUGUACACAGUACCUAAGGGCUCAUCUGCUCAUUGUCAGCACAGCUCUCUCAUCCCCAUGUUAAGCUAAGAAGCUUAGAACUGCUAAAAUAGGAAGAGAUGCACCUUUGCAACUUUCUGCCACCUUUCCAACAGGGAAAUUAACAUGAACUUAAAUGUCCUUUAAACAAAACCAAAGUUUAAGAUUUCCCAUGUGAAGUAGUGAAUGGGAGGGCCAAAGACAUCAGUUGCCGGACUUCUAUUCCAUCUGAUACUGAUUUAUCCACUGCAGGCAACUCUAGAAGCACUGUCCUGCCCUAGCAGAGUCCAGCCCUACCCUUAGGAAGGAUAAUUGGAAUAGCAGGAGCAUGUUGAGUUCUUAGUUAGGUUGAUAACAGUAAGAAUUAGAACAUUAAUUUGAAAUUAUCUUCAACAACUUGCUUAUGAGUUUUUUCACACCAGUACAUCCUUAAGCAUUCUUGUUUAUAUGGAAUAACAAACUAAUCUGUACCUUUAUAUAUAUAUAUAUAUAGAUAUGUACAUAUAUACAUAUAUAUACUGUAUAGUGUACAUGUUAAUGAUUUAUUGAUAUCCCUAAAUCUUUAAUGCAGUUUUCAUCCUCCGCAUGCCUUCAGUUGUGGCUGGGUGACUUUAUGUCCCCUGGUGGUUCUGCCCACCUCUUGUGUUUGAACCUCUGGGGAGGAGGGUUUGGAUUGUACUCUCUUAUCCUCGUGCACAGAAAUGCUCAGGGUCCCCAUGUGCCUGUUGUUUAUUUCUCUCGUCUCUUUCCCUUUCUGAGCAUGUGGUCCCUUCCAAAUCAUGAGACAACUGCCUUCCUAUGAAAGUGUUAAGCAGUAUUAAGAUCAUUACUGCAUGUGUGCUGAAAACCCAAGUUUUCUGUUCCCUUGGGACAGAAAAUUGCAUGUAAGGUGAGAUAAUCAAGUUUCAGUGACCCAUGUCAAUUACACAAUAAAGCCAGACCCCACAAUGAAAUCCCACAAAUGGAAAUAAACUCAAAUUUCUUUAGCAUUGUGUAAAUAAAUCUGGAUGUGUUUAACUUUGUACUGGUAAUUUUCUGUAUAUUUGCAAUAUUUGGGUUAGAAAUAAAACAGACUGGACUUUGUUACUUGA